UCUUCUUUUAAAUCAGCCAAAAUUACCCAAUAUCGUAUCAGACGACUUGUCCAAGGACACAAAAAUCGUCUUGUUAAGCAUUGAUAAGCAAAUCAACGAUGUUGAACAAUACAUUCCUUCGGAAACAAAGCAAUUCAUUCUCGGAACCGUCAUUCAUGAAUUUGAGGUUGGAUAUGAUUACUGGACUGCAGGCCGUCAUGCCGUCCGAGAAUACAGAAGUACCGUCAUCUUUUACUAUCGUUGGACACAUUGUUCAUUUGAAUCUCAAAGAAGAACAUGAGCCGUAUAAACGUUUGAUAGCUGAAGUACUCUUGGAUAAAAACAAAAAAGUGACCAGCGUCGUGAACAAGACGAACAACAUUGAUAAUACGUAUCGCAAUUUUCAGAUGGAAGUGUUGGCCGGUGACGGCAACAUGGUGGCUUCAUUGAAAGAAAAUGGAUGUCGAUUCACCUUUGAUUUUUCAAAAGUAUAUUGGAAUUCUCGUCUGCAAGCGGAACAUCGGCGAAUCGUUGACAUGUUUCAAAAGGGCAGCACCGUAUUGGAUGUGUUUGCUGGCGUCGGCCCAUUUGCUCUGCCAGCCGUCAAAAAAGGAUGUCUCGUCUAUGCCAACGAUCUCAAUCCAGCCUCGUACCAUUGGCUCAAUGAAAAUAUUCGUCUGAACAAGAUAACGGCCGGUAUUCAUACGUAUAAUAUGGAUGGACGCGAGUUUAUUCGCAAAGUAAUGGAUGAUGUUCUUCGUACAUCUCCAGGCAUAACAGUGGAUCACGUCGUGAUGAAUUUACCCGCGAUUGCCAUUGAAUUUCUUGAUGCUUUUCGAGGUGUAUAUCAGUCUUUUGAUACUACUACACCGCUUCCGAUGAUUCAUUGUCAUUGUUUUACUCGGAACACAAACCCUGAAAAAGACAUAAAGGAGCGUUUAUGUCAUGCCAUGGGGUCGUCAUCCGACUUUGAUGUGUCGCUGCACUGGGUACGCACCGUCGCUCCAAAAAAAGAGAUGUACUGCGUCUCGUUUCGUUUGCCUUUUGAGAUCGCAUUUGCUUCUUAGAUAACCAAAAGAUUCUAUCCUUCAAUUUCUCCAUGCCAUUCGGGUCUU
Messenger RNA from Radiomyces spectabilis, 1094 nucleotides. Its product is annotated as Met-10+ like-protein-domain-containing protein. Gene Ontology annotation, cellular component: cytoplasm; mitochondrial matrix. Lineage: Eukaryota; Fungi; Mucoromycota; Mucoromycetes; Mucorales; Radiomycetaceae. Bases 99 to 1046 code for a protein of 315 amino acids. Gene Ontology annotation, biological process: mitochondrial tRNA methylation; tRNA N1-guanine methylation. The record is from RefSeq and is a predicted model, not a curated record. The transcript has 10 exons.